ACCUUUAGCACCCAUAAAUAACAAACAAACAAGAAAGUGGUUUGUCUGUACAGCAGCAAAGAGUUCUCUAACAGACCACUGCUACACAAGCAGGAAACCAACCUAAUCAACAACACACAUUUGAGACGAUGCUGAGAGUUGUGGGACAUCUGUUGUGUCUCAUUAUAUGCUGUCGGGGAGCUGAUGGCUUGACAGGGACACUGGUGGAACUUGGACAGAACACAACCAUAAACUGUUCUCUUAACAUAGAAAGUGCAUACUGGUACAUUCAGCACCAACCACAGCCUCCACUGGCCAUACUCCGCUCUUUCUCUAAUAGUAGUCCUGCUGCUUUUUACUACAAUAAGAAUUAUAGACAGAAAUAUUCAUUAGAAACAGGAAAUAGAUUGUUCAUACAGAAUGUAACAGUAGAUGAUUGUGGAGUGUUCUACUGUGCAAAAAAAGAAGAGGGUAGAUUGAUAUUCAGCAAUGGUGCCAGACUCAUGACUGCUGAUGUUUAUGCUGACUAUCCCAACCAGACAUCCAGCUAUCCAAACCAGACAUCCAGCUAUCCAAACCAGACAUCCAGCUAUCCAAACCAGACAUCCAGCUAUCCAAACCAGACCUCCAGCUAUCCAAACCAGACCUCCAACUACAGGUCAUCAUGGGAGAACUGUCUUCUGUUCAUUUACAGUGUUUUGAAUGUUAUUCUGAUGGUUAUGAUCCUGGUGCUAAUCUUGACCUUGCCAUGUCAGAACAGGAACUCUCCUUCAAAACUAGCACCAAGACGCCGAGUAGACCAGAGGUGCUGGUUGCCGGUUUGUGUGAUCCUGUUGAUUGGACCCCAAGUCUCUUCGCAGGUCAAAGUUGAAGGCUUCAAGGGAGAUAACGUUAUCUUGCCUUGCACAUACAUUGAGAAGGCGCUUACAAAUGUCACAAUUUUUUGGGAAAAAGGAGAUGAUGCGAAUGUCUACAGUAUUAUUGAUGGAAAAGCAGAUUUGGCCCAGCAAUACUCUCAGUUCAUCAACAGAACCCAUAUGUUCUCUAAUGAGUGGACAAAUGGCAACUUCUCUCUCCUACUGAUUGAUCUCAAUGGCAGGGAUAGUGGGAUUUAUUCAUGUUUCAUACAAACAGUGAACAUUCAUCUCGAGGUGGACCUUUCUGUCCAAGAGAAACCAACUCCUGAGCCUACAAAUGGCAGCAGCAUGAGCCCCAGAGGACAGAACCUCAGCCCCUUCCUGUUUCUCCUCCUCAGUCAAAUGCUCUACCUUCUUUGACCCACAGCAUAGAAAGUGGUCAUUGUGCCAUUUUAUGUGGCUUUGUUUUGCAACUUCUGUGUUCAAUCGUCUGAAAUAUCUUUUCUCUCUAUGUAUGAAAUAUGAAACUGCAAAUAUAGGCUACCACUUGCUAGAACUCUUUUUAGACGUGAUGAGUAAAUGCAUAACACUUUUUUAAACCUGGGUAAUCUGUGAAAUCAAAAUAGGAAAUAAGUUUGAAAUAGGGUUGAAAUAGGGUUGAAAUAGGGUUGAAAUAGGAAUGAAAUAGGAAUGAAAUAGGUUUCAAAUAGGAUUGUGUAGUGUGUCGCUCCUGUCAAUACAGCUUCAAUUACAAGUCUAUUAAAGUAUUUUACAGCCAAUUGACAGUCGUUUUGGUGAGAACUCGAGAUUGAACAUAAUCGUGUGCUGUUUUUUGUUUCAAUUAGCUUUUUCUUUUACUAAGACAUUUUCUUUAAGUUAAAGUAAACGUUCACUUCCUCAAUACUCGUGAAUAAAGUCUGUUGCUAUUCCUUUUUGCAAACUAUAGUUUGAUCAUGUUGUAGCACACUCCGUUCAGUCUCUCGGAUUCAUCACUCACUUCUCACCUGUGGUGCCUGUCCAUUCUGUAACAUUAUCCAUUCGCUUAUUCAUUUUGGUUUCAUUUUAAAAUGAUUGAAGUAAGUGUGUCUUCUGUACUAAAAUGUAUUUAGAAGGACUGAGAAGCUCAGUUCUGGUGACUUUUCAAAAGGACAUUCUACUUCUAAAUGAAUGAAAAUAAAAUUAUACUGACACCAUCUAAAAUAAAAUGUUCACCUCCAGAAAUGA
Salmo salar (Atlantic salmon) is the source of this 2060-nucleotide messenger RNA. RefSeq lists its product as uncharacterized. NCBI's taxonomy places the organism in Eukaryota, Metazoa, Chordata, Actinopteri, Salmoniformes, Salmonidae. The record is from RefSeq and is a predicted model, not a curated record. Gene Ontology annotation, biological process: negative regulation of T cell proliferation; cellular response to lipopolysaccharide; cell surface receptor signaling pathway. Gene Ontology annotation, cellular component: external side of plasma membrane.